Messenger RNA from Trichobilharzia regenti, 1269 nucleotides. NCBI's taxonomy places the organism in Eukaryota, Metazoa, Platyhelminthes, Trematoda, Strigeidida, Schistosomatidae. The record is from the annotation of a GenBank genome assembly.
AUGACUUCGCUUAAACGUUUUGUACUUGGAUUUCAAGAAUUUCUUACAACUCCAAGUCGUUUAUGGAGAAUGCAUUAUCAUUUAACACAGUUCACAUCUAGUCAAAUUCAUAAUACAAAAAUUCAUGAACAUCAACGUGAACGACAAAAACGUCUGCAGAUUCGGAUUCCAAGUACAGACAGAUUGGUAACAAUGGCUUCUCAAAGUGAUCAGUCUACUUCAAGUGGUGAUAAGCUGUCUGAAUCUAGCACUGAGGCAUCUGCUUCACGUCCUCAUGUAUCACAAUCCUCAUCGUCGUCAUCAUCAACUGUAGCAUCGCAGACUAAACGUCCUACAUCACCGGAUUCACAUGGUUUAUUAGAACCAUUAGCGAGAAUGUGGUUGAUAAAUGUGGGAUUAAUUUUGGUGUUAGCUGUACUAUCCUAUUUCUUCUCACUAAUCCCACUAAGUCCUUCUCUCGUAUCAUAUCUUGAGUCUUCACGUUCCUUCCUGGUCAUUCAACGAAUUUUCUCCUGUACCGUACAUAUAGCCUUACUUUUGUUUAUGGAGUUAGUAAAUCUGUUAUACUUAAAGAAAAUAUGUGAUCGUAUAACUUUAUUGUCUAUGUGUAAAGAAUAUCGUUAUAUUCAACGUACUGGAUCUCGUAGUAGUAUGAUUCUUUCAGGAUUUGCUAGUUUUUCUGGUGAUAGUUCAAAUUUCUUUAAUUCUGCAAUCGGUGGUACAAUAAUGGAUCGUUUAUAUACACUGAUUUUCUUUAUGACAUUUCAAUUACAAUGGAGUUUGUUGGCCACAUUAUCUGCUAAUUACUGGAUUGGAAAUGUUAUAAAUGCCUUCUCUGUGGCAUUCUUAUAUGCAUGUUAUGCAUUUGAAUAUCGUUGGAGGCAAGUUGCCGGUACAACAUUUGAAGGUUUUCUAGCACAGAUAGUCGACAACUGGACCUAUUUCCUUGGUUACGGUCUACCAUUGGGAUGCUCUUCCAUUAUAUUUCCACAUUUUAUUGGUUGGGGUGGUGUUAUCCUUGCUAUUGGUUAUCCCGUGUUAGUAAUUGGUGCGCUUGGUAGUCGUUGGCGUCCAUUUGACGAUAGAAUCAAUGUUAAGGACGAGUGGAAGAUAUUACGUCUUCUACGAUAUUGCCUGAUCAUCUCUUUACGACCAGCUCUUUGGGUUUCAAAUCUACUUGUACAAACUGGUGCAUGGAUUGUUUAUCAAUUUUGGCUUCGACAAAACUAUCCAACAGAAGAUGCUGGUGGUGAUCGCAGACGAUUUUAA